AUGGAUGAGCUGAACGACGAGCUGCUAAAGAAAAUCACAAACAAUAAAAUUCAGCCUCCCCACAGGAAUUUCAAAGUGGAAAAGCCUCAGCAAGUUUUUGUGCCCCUCACCUUUGAAUCCAGCACUGAAGAAGUCAAAGCCUGGCUGGAAGCCAAGUCAUUCAGCAAAGAGACCGUGGAACACCUGGGCAUCCUCACCGGAGCUCAGCUCUUCUCCCUCAACAGAGAGGAGCUGAAGAAGGUGUGUGGUGAUGAGGGAAACAGAGUGUACAGCAAGAUCACAGUGGAGAAAAACCAGCUGGAGAAAAGCAGAGGGGAGUCAGAGCUCCAAGAAAUCAUGAAGCGCCGCCAGGAAAGGAUUGAUUCUGCUAAUUAAAGUCUCUCUGUUUAUUUCAGCUCUUAGCCCUAAGUAGUGCAGAAAAAAAGGGAAUGAAAGCAAUGAUUCCCGGCCCAGGCCGGAGGCAGCAGAGCCCCCCUUGGGGUCCAGCUGCCAUCAGAGUGACAACUCCUUGAACACUGUUGGGAAGGGUUGACAGUAAGACCACAUCCCACUGGGAAAGGUGUUUUAAUUUUGCAUGAAGUAUUUUUUUUAUAACUAUAUAUUUUAUACUGAAAUUUUCCGUGCAUGCGAUCAGAGCAGGAUUCCCACGGGGCUGGAUGUACGACCAGGGCUGGAUUCAAACAAAGACCCCAGAGCUUUUCUCCGAGGGCUGUCCCUGCUCCCACCCCUCGCUGGCAGAGCAGGCCUGGCACACAGCUCAGGAGGGGACAAGGCUUUGGAACCCUGCAGUGGUUUGGGUUUAAGGAAAGGACAUUAAAGCUCAUCCUGUUCCUCCCCUAUCAUGGGCAGGGACGCCUUUCCCAAGGCCAAGUUGUUCAAAUCCUGUCCAGCCUGGCCUUGGAUGCUUCCAGGGAUGGGGAGUAACGACCCCUCUGGGCAACCUAAGGCAGCCCCAUUUCCAUUUCCUCCUCAGUGCAGGUGUCCCCUGCAGCCCAUGAGCCCAGCCCGGUGACAGCUCCCUGUCCCCCUCCUGUCCCCCUGUGUCCCCUCACUGGACAAGGCUGGAAUGGCAACACACAUUCCCAAAGUCUGGCUGCCUCCUUAAAUCCACAGAGCAGUUAGUGCUGUCUCUGAACAGCUGAGAUGAGCUCUCAGUGCCUAGAAACGAGCAGGAGUGACAAACAAAGGGAUCUGAAGGUGCACAUAGGUGAGCUCCACCUGCCCACUGCUGCUGAUGCACAGCCCCGGGCUCAGGGCAGCUGUGCAGCCCUUCCCUGGGCCACUGAUCCUGCACUGGAAUGUUGUGGGGUUGCCAAACCCGCCCUCAAACCAGGAGAAGAUAAGCCCUGACCAUUCGCUCCUGUCCCAGGCACACCCACAGCUCUUCCCAGGGUGUUGGUCACUCGUCCCCACCUUCACGUUUUCACUGUAAAAAGCUGAAAUUAUUCCCAAAUAGCUGAAACCCCAAAGCACACUGGGAAAGGCAGGUUUAACUCCAAAUAAGUGGGCACAAAGAAAAAAAAAUCUAAUUUAGCACAGGGUGUUGCUCUUGACUUCCUGUUUGCCUUCAUAAAGUUAUGUGCAUUUAUAUAUAACAAUCUGUAAAUAGGGGGUGAGGAAAAUCUCUCUCCCUAGAGGCAGAAUUAGUGAUUAUGCUUCCAAAAAUUUACUCACAAUUUCUUAACUCAAGCAAGCAGCAUAGUUCCUGUCCACAGCAAGUGUGGCACAUUGCAUUUCUAUCUCUGUUUAACUGACAGACCAACCUGAUUGCAAAGCACUGAAGCAAACACAGCUCCAGAGCUGCCCACAGCCCAGGCACAGCUGGCUUUUCUCUCUCAGCACUGCUGAGUCUUUGCCCAAAUUUGUGUCUGUCCUUACACAUUCAAUGGAAAAAGCUUUAACACAGUGUUGGGGAACUCGUGUCUCCAUCUGAGAGCACCAGUGCACCUCAGUUUUGGCUUUAUUCCUGACUGUCUCCAAUGGAUAAUCUGUUUUCUUCAUUUGAAAGAGGGCACUGCUGGCACCAGCAGAAUUAGGGUGCAGGCAGGGGGGGAUCCUGGGUUUAGUCACAGCCCUGCUGGGAUCUGAGAAGGGCACUCACCUUGUCAGGGAGGGAUGAAGAGGACAAUCCUCCUGAGAAGCCCUGGCUCUGGAUUAGGGUGGAGAAGGGAAGCAGGAUGGCAAGCACAGGAGGUGGAAAAGUUUCUGAAAUGAAAAUAAAAACAAAUGUUGAGAUAGGAAACACACCCCCUUCUAGUCCUGGGGUGUAGAGGAAAGCAAAUCACAGGGAAUUACAGUUAUCUGGGAUUUUAACAGGAGUGGACAGGACAGCUCUGUAAUGCUGGGAGCCACAGGAGCACUUCCCAAAACAAGUAUCUCAGCAGACCUUAUUGCAGAGGUCACUUUUACAAAUUUCCAUGCGACUGAGCUGUGCAUCUGUUCUAUUUGUACUGCCUGCAGACACUGCUAUAAAGUACUGUACAUUGAUGUAACUGAGCGAAGGAGACAAUGAUAUAACCAUGCACUGUACAAGAGUUAUUAAAAUAGUUAAGUUAUACUUAUAAA
Molecule: messenger RNA, 2565 nt
Organism: Haemorhous mexicanus (house finch)
Lineage: Eukaryota; Metazoa; Chordata; Aves; Passeriformes; Fringillidae
Product: epidermal growth factor receptor kinase substrate 8-like protein 2
Exons: 3
Coding region: 1-375 (124 amino acids)
Biological process (GO): regulation of Rho protein signal transduction; positive regulation of ruffle assembly; Rho protein signal transduction
Cellular component (GO): plasma membrane; vesicle; ruffle membrane
Molecular function (GO): actin binding
Source: RefSeq, a predicted model, not a curated record